Messenger RNA from Pectinophora gossypiella (pink bollworm), 1630 nucleotides. Its product is annotated as UPF0587 protein GA18326. NCBI's taxonomy places the organism in Eukaryota, Metazoa, Arthropoda, Insecta, Lepidoptera, Gelechiidae. Bases 96 to 581 code for a protein of 161 amino acids. The transcript has 3 exons. The record is from RefSeq and is a predicted model, not a curated record. Gene Ontology annotation, molecular function: zinc ion binding.
AAAACGUCAGAUUUCGUUCACAUGACGUUUUUGCCGUUGUUUAUAUUGGAUAUUUCUGGAAUAUUGUGAGAAAAUAUUAUAAAUACGCGUACAAAAUGGUGAAAAUUGCUCUGCAGAUAAAGGCGAAUCUUGAAUGUAUUGAAAAAUUGUAUACAAACCAUCCACACUACCAGUGGUUUUUGAAAUUAAAGUGUGGAAGUUGCGGCGAAGUUUCUGAGAAGUUUCAUGACCUGACGGAGUCAGAUAAAGUGCCUCAAAAGCACAAUAGGUCGGAAACCAAUCUGCUCAUAAAGUGCAAACUGUGUUCUAGGGAGAACAGCAUCGACGUGAUAGAAGGAUCCAAUGGGGCCUAUACAAGCAAUGACUUGGGAAAGUUCAAGACCCUGGUAACAUUUGACUGUCGAGGAGUGGAGCCUGUGGACUUCGAACCUAAGUCAGGGUGGAUAGCAGAGGCUGAAGACAAUGGAAAAAAGUUUGAAGAUGUAGACCUAACUGAGAAGGAGUGGGUGGACUACGAUGAGAAGAAUCAGACAUCCGUAGGUGUUUACGAACUAGAAUGGCAGUUCAUCAAAGUGAAAUAAGUCUUAAAUUAUAUUAUGUAAGUGUUAUAUUAAGUUUUGCAUUUAACAAUAAAUUAUAAUCUAUUAUAAAAUGAAAGAAUACUUUAUUAUUUCUGUUUUAAAAGGGAAAUCAUUAAAAUCAGGUACCUAGCUAUACUAGUAUGUUUUUAAUAAAAAUAUCAAAAUAAAUAUUAAGUGGGUUCAUAUUGUCGCCUUAAGUCGCCUGUUGUAAGCACCUUUCAGACACCACAUUCUACUAAUGUGAUUAUCUUCAACAAAAUCUCAAUUUAUUGCAGUUAAUUUCAUUCUGAUUAAAAAAUUCAGAACACGAAUUUCUCGUUUGUCUAUUGUGAGGUUUUGUUGACAAAAAUCACAUCUUAGGUCUUAGGACCAAGCGCGCGACUCUUUCCCGCCUCGACAUACGUCACCCGUCACUCUUUCACAGUACUGCACAGAAAGAGACAGACGAUCUCUGUCGCGGCGAGAAAGAGUAGCGUGCUUACGGUGCUAGGCCCGCUGAUUGUGAUUUUUCGAAACGGUUCUUAGGUUACAAUUUUUUCGAAAUCAUGACACGUAAAUUGGCGGCAAACCAACAAUUGUUUAUUUAACUUUUGAAAUUACUAACCCAAUAGGAAUGAUGAUGAUGAGUUGUGUGCCUGUCUAAGGUAAUUGAAAAUCGCAAUAAUAAAAGAAAAUAUUUACGUAAUCAACGCAUCUACCUUAAUAAUACUCAUGUUACAAUUUGAAAAGCUUCCUUCUCUUCAUUAAACUUCCAUUUUGUUGUGCCCGAAAGGGUCUGUAAUGUGAAAUUCAUAAUGUAACCAACUUGUAUACCAUCAUAGUAUGCAAAUAAAGAAUAUUGAAUAUCUAACGGUAAAUAAAAGUUACGUACUUAAUCCAUUAUAACAAGAUCGAAAACAACCAUUGUUUUACUAAUUACUUUUUAGUGCAUAAUCAAUUAUGAGUAGUCAUUCCAUUGAAUAUUUUCAUAACAUAAAUAUAAUAGAGUUAUGAUCUUAUAGUACAGCAUGCAGUGGCUUGCAUAAAUAAAAUGAAAAUAAAACUGUCUA